AUGGCUAUCACUUCCGCUUUUCUUAUCCUUCUUUCUCUUUCGUCACUGUCUUUAGGUGUGCCAGUGGCAUUUGAUGAUGGCCAAUAUCACCCAGAAUAUGACAAUAGCAUUGGCAAUGGAAAUCAAAUUGUCCAACCAACAGCCGUGGCGGAAGUGACUUCAGCCGCGGCGGAAGUGACUUCGACGAGGUCGAGGGCUUCGAGGACGUCGACGAGUUCCGUCCCUACAGCCACUGCAACAGCCUCGACUGGAGGUGGUGGGUUUACCGGAUCUGGGGGGCCCGCCGCCUAUACGCUCUUCAGGGGAGAUGGGACACAAGCUUCGGGGUGGCCAACUAUCAGUCAGUGGCUCAGCUUUGAACAAAUGUUCGCAAACAACAAACCAAUAAUGGCAGCUUCUUGUGCUCCGGCCGCAGAAAACAAUAGUGAAGAAGAAAUUACAGCCAUCAAACAGGCCAUCCUUUCAGAAUCCGCAUCUACCGGCGUGGACCCACGCUUCAUCCUCGCAACCAUAAUGGAGGAAUCCACCGGUUGUGUGCGUGUCAGGACAACCACUUCCCCCGACGGCAUCAUCAACCCUGGCCUGAUGCAAGACCACGAGGGUACUGCCAGCUGUUUUGGAAAAGCUGCACCUUGCCCUCCGGAGACAAUCAGUCUAAUGAUCGCCGAAGGCACUACGGGAACUAACGGCGGCGCUGGCCUCAAAGGGACGUUGGCACAGGCUGUGGGCAUGGGGGCCAAAGAUGCUACUGCUGUUUAUGUGGCGGCUAGGAUAUACAACUCUGGGUCAUAUCCUGGGGGGGACUUAGCUGCUAGUGCGGCUACCGCUUGCUAUGCGUCAGAUAUUGCUAAUCUACUGGUGGGCUUUGCUGGUGCAACGAGUCCGUGUAAGACGGGAGCUGCUGGGACUCUCUAG
This is a messenger RNA of Venustampulla echinocandica, 915 nucleotides long. RefSeq lists its product as uncharacterized. Lineage: Eukaryota; Fungi; Ascomycota; Leotiomycetes; Helotiales; Pleuroascaceae. Bases 1 to 915 code for a protein of 304 amino acids. The record is from RefSeq and is a predicted model, not a curated record. The transcript is spliced from 2 exons.